GAAAGGGAUAGGAAAUUUUUACAUGUCCCACGGCUGUUCAGACGUUCCAGCAGUGAUCCGCACCAACAUUUCAAAUUCAAGAUCACCCUAGAAAGCUGCUGCUUACCUAUUUUCGUUGACCCCAGAUCAAGUAAACUCUGCUCUGUUCCAAGGUAGCCAGUUGGGUCCAAAAUGAAUGACAAUAUGCCAGUUGAGCAGUUGGAAUUGGCUGGUUGAUGAUGACCUGUAAAGAUUAUUCAAGAUCUCUUCUUGUUUGUACACACCGAAGAAGGAAAAGGAGGCCUUCUCUUUAGCUUUUUCUUAUCAUUCUUUCAAUCUUAAUGGAGGCUGCUCAAGAACUGCAGCUGCAACUACAAACCAGAGCUGAAAGCAGAGAAGGAAGCUCACAAAGAGAUGCAACAGUCAGUGGUAAUCAACCAAGUCUUCCUAAACCCAUACUCUACAAGUGGUGGCUUCGAGUGGCUAUCUACACCCUCUUUCUUCUCGCCGGCCAAUCCACAGCCACUCUCUUGGGAAGACUAUACUAUGACAAAGGCGGAAAUAGCAAAUGGAUGGCCACAUUUGUUCAAUCAGCAGGCUUCCCAAUCCUCCUUCCCCUCUUCUUUUUCUUCUCACCGACAUCCAAAUCCACCCCCAUCUCAAUUAGCCCCUCUUCUGCAAAACCACCUUCUUUCUCCACCAUAUUGUUCCUCUACCUCUUCUUUGGCCUACUCUUGACAGGCGAUAACUUGAUGUAUUCAUAUGGGCUCCUCUACCUCCCUGUCUCUACUUACUCUCUCCUCUGUGCGACCCAGUUGGCCUUCAAUGCCCUCUUCUCCUUCUUCCUCAAUUCACAGAAGUUCACCAUGCUAAUACUCAACUCCCUGGUCCUCCUCACCAUAUCAGCCUCCCUUCUUGCAGUCCAUUCAGACUCUGAAGACACAACAGGGACCCCCAAAGGGAAGUAUGUAAUUGGAUUCCUUUGCACACUAGGCGCAUCUGCCACAUACUCCUUGUACCUCUCUCUAGUGCAAUUAUCUUUUCAGAAGGUUAUAAAAAGAGAGACCUUCGAUGUAGUCUUGGAAAUGCAAGUAUACCCAUCAUUUGUUGCGACUUGUGCCUGCGUGGUGGGACUUUUCGCAAGCGGGGAAUGGAGUGGUCUGAGUGAAGAGAUGAAGGAAUAUGAAGAUGGGAAGAUAUCAUAUCUGAUGACUCUGAUUUGGACGGCAGUGACAUGGCAAAUUUCCUCAGUGGGCUUACUGGGUUUGAUCUUUGAGGUGUCUUCUCUCUUCUCCAAUGUCAUUAGUACUGUUGCUUUGCCUGUGGUUCCAGUUGUGGCUGUAAUGUUUUUCCAUGAUAAGAUGGAUGGGGUGAAAGUGAUGGCCUUGCUGUUGGCAGUAUGGGGCUUUGUUUCCUACAUCUAUCAGCAUUAUCUUGAUGACUGUAGAUCCAAAGAAACAAAAAAAACCAAUGAGGGUGAAGCUUCUAAUGCUCUGACAGAGGUUUGUUGACAAGUUCACAAUGAAAACAGAAUCAUGUAGACCUCAAGAUCUUCAAUAGGAUGCUAAUGCAUUUUUAUGGCAAUUACAAAAACCAGUUUUAGGAACUAGUUUCUUAUAGUCUUACAAAAAAAAAUGAAGUGAAUGAGAUGUUAUGUAUACAAGGGUCAGUAGACCUGUAAAAAUAUAUACAGGAGACUUUAUAUGACAGAUGUGGGUUUUGAGGUUUUGGUUCAUAUGGUGAGGUCACCAAUUAAGCCUCGGUGUUCUUCCUCUGUAUUGCCUUCUUUGUUUUGUUUUAAAUUCUAAUUCCUUCAGUAAAACUUUUUUUGCACCAGAGGAAA
Vitis vinifera (wine grape) is the source of this 1822-nucleotide messenger RNA. Its product is annotated as probable purine permease 11. The record is from RefSeq and is a predicted model, not a curated record. Gene Ontology annotation, cellular component: membrane. Gene Ontology annotation, molecular function: purine nucleoside transmembrane transporter activity. Lineage: Eukaryota; Viridiplantae; Streptophyta; Magnoliopsida; Vitales; Vitaceae. The transcript has 2 exons. The coding region runs from base 321 to 1490 and encodes 389 amino acids.